GACGCCUGCGGUGGGGCCAGCCGCUGACUUUUGCCACCCGAGUGGACGAAAGGGCGGAUUUCUUGCUUGGUGACAGGAAGGGAAAUUUGGCUGGAGAGGUUUCUGAAGAUGGCCCUCCAGAUGAAAGGAUCACCUGCUCGGAGGAAUGGGGAAGCAGGUGCCCUCCCUCCCUCCCCUCCCCUCCCCUCCCCAUAAAAUCUGCCAGCUGCGUCUUGGGGGGGGCAGAGAAGCAGAAGGAGCUUGGAGGGAGAAGACGGGGUGCUUCCACACACCCCCAACGCUGACACAAAGGCUGCCAGGUGUAUGUCCGGAUUCAAGAGGAUGAAGACUUUCUGGACGGUGGCCGUGUUGCUGGUCAGCGCCGAGGGGAGCCUGAUCGAAUUCGGGAGGAUGAUCAAGGAAGAGACGGGGAAAACUGCCUUCCCCUCCUACACCUUCUACGGGUGCUACUGCGGCCUGGGGGGCAAAGGCCGGCCACGGGACGCCACUGACCGCUGUUGCUUGAUGCACGACUGCUGUUACGAGAAUCUGACUGACUGCCACACCAAAACGGACCCCUACGAUUACAGCCGGAAGAACGGGGUCAUCCUCUGCGUUCUGGUCUUUGCCAGUGCCAAUUUGAUCCAGUUUGGACGGAUCAUUGAACACUUGACCGGAAGACACGCCCUCAUUUACAAUGGCUACGGCUGCUACUGCGGAUGGGGGGGCUCCCGGCAGCCGGUGGAUGCUACUGACUGGUGUUGCCGAGUUCACGACUGCUGCUAUCAGGCCCUGUCACUCCGUCGCUGCAAACCCAAAAUGGAGAAAUAUUUCUACUCCGUCGGGAAAGACACCAUCACUUGUGGUAGGGAAACCGAAUGCCGGCGGCAAACCUGCGAGUGUGACAAAGCAGCAGCCCUCUGUUUCCGCCGCUCCAUGUUUCAGGACCGAUACAUCACCUACCCGAAUAUCUUGUGCCAAGGACCCACGCCGCCCUGCCAGGGUGUCUGCCACCGCAAAGGGGGGCUGAGGCCGGCCCUUCCGAGCUCGGGAUGCCCACGGGGGCCAUGAAACCACCCUGUCCCUGAACUGCCUUCUCUUUGCGAGUCUCCAAAUUGUGUCUUCUUGUGCAAUAAAGCGAUGGUUCAAAGUUACGACAAAAAUAGCAAUUGACUAAAUCCGGGGGGUGGGUGGGAGGGUGGGGGUUGGCUCUGGCAUCCCAGAAGCGCUGAUGUCUUCCCUUCCGAAACUAGUCAGAGGCAUUUUCAUGGCAGGGCAGUUCCCCCCAGGGAGGAGACCCACUUAUCAAUAGAUCCCCGAUGCAUAUUUUAGGAAGAGUUGGAGA
Messenger RNA from Ahaetulla prasina, 1324 nucleotides. Its product is annotated as group IIE secretory phospholipase A2-like. Gene Ontology annotation, biological process: arachidonate secretion; negative regulation of T cell proliferation; phospholipid metabolic process. NCBI's taxonomy places the organism in Eukaryota, Metazoa, Chordata, Lepidosauria, Squamata, Colubridae. The record is from RefSeq and is a predicted model, not a curated record. Gene Ontology annotation, molecular function: phospholipid binding; calcium ion binding. The transcript is spliced from 7 exons. The coding region runs from base 304 to 1050 and encodes 248 amino acids.